GUGACGUCAAGACGCCGCCGUCGGGACGUCGAAGCCCAAGGAAGAAAAGAGCCAGCCGGGUCGCGAGAAGUUCCGUUGCCCGCAGCCGUGCUGCCGUCGUUUAGAGCCACUGCUGGCGAGUCCCGGGGGUGUACGGCCGAGACAGUAAAAAGCAGUCUGGCUCCCGAAGUCCACCCCUUACACCCCAGGGUCCAGAUGGCGGCCAACGUGGGUGACCAGCGUAGCACAGAUUGGUCCUCUCAGUACAGUAUGGUGGCUGGGACAGGCAGAGAGAACGGCAUGGAGACCCCCAUGCACGAGAACCCGGAGUGGGAGAAGGCCCGCCAGGCCUUGGCCAGCAUCAGCAAAGCGGGAGCCGCCGGCAGCUCCGCCAAGGCCAGCAGCAACGGGCCUGUGGCCAGUGCACAGUACGUGUCCCAGGCAGAAGCCUCAGCUCUGCAGCAGCAGCAGUACUACCAGUGGUACCAGCAGUACAACUACGCCUACCCAUACAGCUACUACUAUCCCAUGCAGAGCAUGUACCAGAGCUAUGGCUCCCCCUCCCAGUACGGGAUGGCCGGCUCCUAUGGCUCAGCCACGCCCCAGCAGCCAUCUGCACCCCAGCACCAAGGGACCCUGAACCAGCCCCCGGUCCCGGGCAUGGAUGAAGGCCUGUCCUACCAGGCCCCCCCCCAGCAGCUGCCGACGGCCCAGCCCCCUCAGCCCUCCAACCCGCCGCAUGGGGCCCAUUCUCUGAGCAGCGGGCCCCAGCCGGGCACGGCCCCCGCCACUCAGCACAGCCAGGCAGGGCCCGCGUCGGGCCAGGCCUAUGGGCAGCACACCUACACGGAGCCCGCCAAGCCCAAAAAGGGCCAGCAGCUGUGGAACCGCAUGAAACCAGCCCCUGGGACUGGUGGUCUCAAGUUCAACAUUCAGAAACGGCCUUUUGCUGUCACAAGCCAGACCUUCAGCUCCACCGCGGAGGGCCAGCACGGCGGCUUCGGCCCCCAGCCCAACCCCGAGAAAGCCCAGAACCACAGGGGGCACCUGUCUGGGAAGCCCGACGACUGGCCGCAGGACAUGAAGGAGUACGUGGAGCGCUGCUUCACGGCCUGCGAGUCGGAGGAGGACAAGGACCGGACCGAGAAGCUGCUCAAGGAGGUGCUGCAGGCCCGGCUCCAGGACGGCUCGGCCUAUACCAUCGACUGGAGCCGGGAGCCCCUGCCAGGGCUGACUCGGGAGCCUGUGGCUGAGAGCCCCAAGAAGAAGCGGUGGGAGGCCCCUAGCAGCCUCCACUCUCCGAGGGGGGCAGGCUCAGCAACCAGGGGCGGGGGUGCCCAGUCCCAGCGAGGGACGCCCGGGGCUGGGGGUGCUGGCCGAGCCCGGGGCAGCAGCUUCGCCAAGUUCGGCAACCGCAAUGUCUUCAUGAAGGACCACAGCUCCUCCUCCAGCACGGACUCGCGUUCCCGCUCCUCCUCCCGGUCCCCGACCCGCCACUUCCGCCGCAGUGACUCCCACUCAGAUUCUGACAGUUCCUACUCAGGGAACGAGUGUCACCCCGUGGGGCGCAGAAACCCUCCCCCUAAGGGCCGGGGAGGCCGGGGGGCCCACAUGGACCGGGGCCGAGGCAGGGCGCAGCGUGGGAAGAGGCACGAUAUAGCGCCCACCAAGCGCAGCCGCAAGAAGAUGGCGGCCCUGGAGUGCGAGGACCCCGAGCGCGAGCUGAAGAAGCAGAAGCGGGCGGCGCGCUUCCAGCACGGCCAUUCCCGCCGCCUGCGCCUGGAGCCCCUGGUGCUGCAGAUGGGCAGCCUGGAGAGCAGCGGGGCCGACCCCGACUGGCAGGAGCUGCAGAUCGUGGGCACCUGCCCCGACAUCACCAAGCACUACCUGCGUCUCACCUGCGCCCCAGACCCGUCCACCGUGCGCCCCGUGUCCGUUUUGAAGAAGUCGCUGUGCAUGGUCAAGUCCCACUGGAAGGAGAAGCAGGACUACGCCUUUGCCUGCGAGCAGAUGAAGUCCAUCCGGCAGGACCUGACGGUGCAAGGUGUGCGAACUGAGUUCACGGUGGAGGUGUACGAGACACACGCCCGCAUCGCCUUGGAGAAGGGAGACCACGAAGAGUUCAACCAGUGCCAGACGCAGCUCAAGUCCCUGUACGCCGAGAACUUGCCGGGCAACGUGGGCGAGUUCACCGCCUACCGCAUCCUCUACUACAUCUUCACCAAGAACUCAGGAGACAUCACCACGGAGCUGGCUUACCUGACACGGGAACUGAAAGCGGACCCUUGCGUGGCCCACGCCUUGGCACUCCGGGCCGCCUGGGCUCUGGGCAACUACCACCGCUUCUUCCGGCUCUACUCCCACGCGCCCUGUAUGUCUGGCUACCUCGUGGACAAGUUUGCAGACCGGGAGCGCAAGGCUGCCCUCAAGGCUAUGAUCAAAACGUAUGUGAAGCCGAGCUUCCCCGCUGUCCCUCUGUUCUGCGGCUGCCGCCGCCCUCGUCCCCCCUUCCUCUCUCCCCUGCUCUGCCUUCAGGGGCCACCAGGCCUCCAGCUCCCCUCCCCGGUCUCACUCCCCGGGUCACCUUCCCACACUCGGCCGUCCUCGCCAGGCUUGCUCCUCUGCACACCGCCCUCCUCUGUGCCCCUCCCUCCGUCACUCUCUCGCUCAGGGCUCGUGGGUCCCCCUGCUCGCAUCACCUGGACCCCAGCUGUCUCCUUGCUCCGGCCUCCCCUCCCGCUUUCCUCUCCGGUCACUGGGCUCUGCUCUCUGGGGACAACCAGCAGAGCUGGCCCUGCCCUCGGCAGCUGUGGUCAGGGGGUCAAGGACCCGGUCCCCUUGAGCUCCUCCGAGAGCAGGCGUGAUGUGGGGCAAGCUAGGCCUGGACAGCACUCAGCGGGGUGCCCUCUGUUCACCACAAGGGGUGGGCUCACUGUUAGGGCGGGAGGGAGGUGCCCCGGGGUAAGGUGAUGGCAGCACACAGCGUCCCGCGUCACAGCCCUGGUGCGCCUGUUCUCCCCCAGGGGCCUUGAAUGUUGAAGGGAGAGUGGGGCCCAGGUAGUGGAGAGGAAGGAGUGGGGCACAAACGGGACAGGGUGCACAGGACCUGCUUUCCAGCCCAGGACCCAGGAGGGGACCCUGGCUGCCCUGAGUGCUGUUCCCGGGGCCAUAGCGGGCAGGUUACCAUUUCUCCUUGUUUUUCACACCCUUGGCCUUGUGUUCCUCUUCCUCCCGCCACUGAAGGUGGUGUCGCUUCUCCUGGGCAGAGCCGGUUGGGCCUGGGCCAGCUUCGGAGUUGGGGGUGCAGGGUGGGCUGCAGCCUCUCUUAUGCCCCCCGGGAGGGACAUCCAGGGUGGCAACAGUGUUUUUAGGCUUGAGGCAAGACUGGUUCAAAUACUUUCUGCCAGUUACUGCCCAGGCGACACUGGCCAAGUGGCUUUGUCCUCGGGUUUGUAAAGGUAGGACCGCACAGCUUAGGGAGGCGGGGAGGGAGUUCAUGCUGCGGCACCUGGAAGAGUUCAUUCCCAGCGCCGGCUGGGCCUCUGACCAGCCAGGUCCCCCAGGGUAGCCGUCAGCCCUGCCGCCCCGUGCCUGUCCCUUGCCCCUUGGUCACAGUGGGCCCUCUUCUGAGGGUCUGCCCAGGCCCCAGCCAGCAGAAGAGCUGGCGGGGCCCUUCCCUCCUAGCCCUUCCUCCCGGUCCCCCCACCCCUGCACAGGUAAGUGAGGGCGAGGGGGGGCGCAGCCGGGGCUGGGGCUCCCAACCCCACCCCAGGCCCCCCCCGAGCCCGCGGUGGGGAGGCUGUGGGCUGGUGGUGGGGUCAGCAGGUAACGUGCUGAGGAAACCUCUUGGGUACCUGAAUGGGGGGCACCCACUCCCUGCUCGUGGGGCGCUCCCCAGUCCGCCGCCCGCCUCAUCGCGUUCUCCUCUUGUCUCCGUAGCUUCCGCCCUGCGCUGCCAGUCUCCUACCUGCAGGCCGAGCUGGCCUUCGAGGGCGAGGCCGCCUGCCGGGCCUUCCUAGAGCCCCUAGGCCUGGCCUACACGGGCCCGGACAACUCCAGCAUCGACU
Molecule: messenger RNA, 4046 nt
Organism: Phacochoerus africanus (Common warthog)
Lineage: Eukaryota; Metazoa; Chordata; Mammalia; Artiodactyla; Suidae
Gene: LENG8
Product: leukocyte receptor cluster member 8
Exons: 15
Coding region: 196-2949 (917 amino acids)
Cellular component (GO): nucleus
Source: RefSeq, a predicted model, not a curated record